Molecule: messenger RNA, 525 nt
Organism: Aureobasidium uvarum
Lineage: Eukaryota; Fungi; Ascomycota; Dothideomycetes; Dothideales; Saccotheciaceae
Source: the annotation of a GenBank genome assembly
AUGAGCACCAUCCAUACUGUAGCCAAGAUCGUCGGUCUUACAUCUGCAGCCUGGCUAUCCGGCAACAUCUCAGCACUCUCCUUGAUCUCCCUCCCCGCCAUCGCCAACGUCAAGCAAGACUCAACGCUCUCCAAUGCCCAUGCAGUCAAACUCUGGGAACAAACCUUCCAACGAGGAGGAUCACAAAACCCUCCCAUCGCACUAAGUGGAGCAAUCUCUCUCGGCUUCCUCGCCUGGUCACUUCGCAGCCUUCGCACGGUUACUGCAGUGGGGUUGAGAUCUAGCCCUCUAUUUGCCAUUGCGGCGGUAUCGACGAUGGCUAUUGUGCCGUUUACUAUUGUCUUUUUGAACCCUACGAACAACAAAUUGUUGGUAUAUGCUGCAAAGGCCAAGAAGGAUGAGCUUUCGGUGACCGAAACAGAGGAUGUGGAUGCGUUGUUGGAGAAGUGGACUUUUCUCAAUCGUGUUAGAGGAUUCCUUCCUCUGGCUGGAGCUGUGGCCGCUAGUAUUGCCGUCAUUGCUUGA